AUGGGCAGAGGUGAUUUCAAUAGUAGAGGUGGAGGAAGAGGUGCCCCAAGAGGCGGCAGUUUCGGUAGAGGAGGAGGACGAGGAGGAAGACCUCAGUAACCAUAAGGGCCACCUGCAAAAGUUGAACCAUUUGCUACUUUCUCUCAUGUUUGUGGAAAUCAAAUUAUUGUUAAGGCUCUAGGAAAACAAUUAGUUCCCAGAUUCUUUAGAAGUGUGUAUUUUGAAAAUAAGCAACCAAUCGGUAAAGUUGAUGAAAUAUUUGGUCCAAUUGAAAAUUACUUAUUCUCAGUAAACCUUGAAGAAGGAAUUGCUCCAAAAUCAUUUAAAUAAGAUCAAUUGAUUUACAUGGACUCCUAUGAUUGCAUGCCUAUGGAUAGAUUUUUACCCAGGCCAAAAGGUGCACCAGGAAUAAGCAGAGGAGGAUCAAGAGGCGGUGGUAGAGGAGGACCAAGAGGAGCACCUAGAGGAGGUGGUUUUAGCAGAGGAGGACCCCCAAGAGGUGGAAGAGGAGCACCCAGAGGAGGUGGAUUUAGCAGAGGAGGUGGAUAAUAAAGAGGAAGUUAUGGAAGAGGAGGAUUUAAAAGAUGA
Messenger RNA from Paramecium tetraurelia, 588 nucleotides. RefSeq lists its product as uncharacterized. The transcript is spliced from 3 exons. The record is from RefSeq and is a predicted model, not a curated record. Gene Ontology annotation, molecular function: box H/ACA snoRNA binding. NCBI's taxonomy places the organism in Eukaryota, Ciliophora, Oligohymenophorea, Peniculida, Parameciidae. Gene Ontology annotation, cellular component: box H/ACA snoRNP complex. Gene Ontology annotation, biological process: ribosome biogenesis; snoRNA guided rRNA pseudouridine synthesis.